GAAGACCGCUGCAAGGUCCACCGUCCCCCGUCUGACCUCCCCAUUCUUUCUCCCCAGGUUUUAAUCAUCCUCCUCCUCCUCGCCCUCCUGAUUCCCUCAGCGGAAGACGCCGGCGCGGUGCUGGUCUUCCCUGGUCUCCUUUGCCGCUACACGGAGGCGGUCGUGCCGUGCCGGCGGCCGCGGGGUGGGGGCAGAGCAGCCAUGUACAGAUCGGCGGGGGUCGCGAUGGCGUGGAAUGUGUUCCGGUUCUGCACGGUGCUCAGGGGGCUGGGCUCCAUCAUGAUCCUGCUUGUACUCGCCAUCGUCGGCGUCACCUACUACGCCGUCGUCCUCUGCAACUACGGGCCUGCUCUCCUCGCCGGCGGCGCCACCACCCUUGCCGCGCUCGCCGUCCUGCUCCUCUUCCACUUCCUGCUUGCUAUGCUUCUAUGGAGCUACUUCGCUGUUGUGUUCACCAACCCUGGUUCCGUUCCACCAAAUUGGAAUCUUAAUUUCGAUGCGGAGAUGGGAGAAACUGCUCCCCUUACUAGCUCAGAGUUCAGUAGCCAGAUGAAUUCACAGCAAUCUGUGGCUCUCAGCAAUACGGGAAAUCCAAGGGUUAGGUACUGUAGGAAGUGCAACCAGCUGAAGCCACCUCGGUGCCAUCAUUGCUCUGUUUGUGGAAGAUGUAUUCUUAAGAUGGAUCAUCAUUGUGUAUGGGUUGUUAAUUGUGUUGGGGCAUUGAAUUACAAAUACUUUCUUCUCUUCCUGUUUUACACCUUCCUCCAGACGAUGCUUGUCACCCUCUCUUUAUUGCCUCACUUCAUAGCCUUUUUCAGUGAUGUUGAUAUCCCAGGAAGUCCUGCAGCACUUGCAACCACAUUUCUCACCUUUGUGCUCAAUCUGGCCUUCUCCUUGAGUGUUCUUGGUUUUAUGAUUAUGCAUAUUUCACUUGUUUCUGCUAAUACAACCACGAUUGAGGCAUAUGAAAAGAAAACAACUCCACAUUGGAUGUACGAUCUUGGCCGGAAGAGGAAUUUUGCUCAGGUUUUUGGAAAUGAUAGGAGAUACUGGUUCAUCCCUGCAUACUCAGAAGAGGAUUUGACAAGAAUGCCAGCUCUACAGGGCCUUGAUUAUCCUGUCAGGGCAGAUUUCGAUGGGCAAGAACUGUGAUGGGGCAAUUUUACCUGUGCUCUCUUCCCAUUGGUAGUGUUACCGGGAUACGGGUGCGGGAGUCCGAGUCCGACUCGGGUGCGGAUGUCCGACUCGGCAAACUCAAGAAUAUAGGAUUCAGGGAUUCUUCUAAUGUAUAUUAUUUUUUUAUUUUUUUAAUGUUUUAAAUCUAAGUAUAUGUUAUAAAAGAUAUUUAUAACAUAGAGAUCUACCUCUUUUUUAAUACACUAGAAGGGGAAAUAAAAUCAUAGUUCUAAUGUAGAAUCAAUAGUUCAAUACACUAUAUUAGGCUAAAAAGAAAAUAUAAAAGAAAAAAAUAUGAAAUGAGCUGUCAUUUAUUCAUUGGUUGGCCCAUCCCCAUCCGGCUAAAAAUCACACCCUAACUCCUCCGGUCGGCAGCCAUACAUCACACGCUCGUCUCCCCCUUUCCUCCGCUGCCUCCUCCUUUCCUCCCAUGCCAUCGCCUCUUCCUUUCCUCCUCUGUCGUUGCCUCCUCUCCUCCCUGCCGUAGCCUCCUCUUCUCCCCACGGCUUGGAUCUGGGUGACGGUGGCUCGGAUUUACGCGUGACGACAUGC
This is a messenger RNA of Phragmites australis (common reed), 1728 nucleotides long. Its product is annotated as probable protein S-acyltransferase 14. Gene Ontology annotation, biological process: peptidyl-L-cysteine S-palmitoylation; protein targeting to membrane. Gene Ontology annotation, cellular component: Golgi apparatus; endoplasmic reticulum. The record is from RefSeq and is a predicted model, not a curated record. Bases 202 to 1152 code for a protein of 316 amino acids. Gene Ontology annotation, molecular function: protein-cysteine S-palmitoyltransferase activity. Lineage: Eukaryota; Viridiplantae; Streptophyta; Magnoliopsida; Poales; Poaceae. The transcript is spliced from 7 exons.